Molecule: messenger RNA, 669 nt
Organism: Rotaria sordida
Lineage: Eukaryota; Metazoa; Rotifera; Eurotatoria; Philodinida; Philodinidae
Source: the annotation of a GenBank genome assembly
AUGUCGGGCGGUCCAACAACAAAUCGUCCAUUGACAAAAACUUAUUGUGAAUCGUGUCGCAAAGUUUUUACACCACGAGAUGCUAUGCAAAUAUUUCAGGAUAGAUAUUAUCAUCCACAUUGUUUUUGUUGUUCACAAUGUGGUAAUUCAUUAGCUGGAAGACCAUUUUAUCCUAAACCAAAUAAUCAAUUUCAAUGUGAACGAUGUAAUAAUGCACUCGCUCCUAUUUGCUUUAUGUGUAAUCAAAAGAUACCAUCGGGUACAACAGCUAAACGAUUUAAAGAUCGUCAUUUUCAUAGUGAUUGUUUUCGUUGUUGCAAAUGUACUGCAGUUAUACCUGAUGGUCAUAAUUUCGUCGAUUUGCUAGAUGGACGAUAUGAAUGUUUAACAUGUUCGAAGCAUAUUACUGGCAUUUAUCAAGGCAAAGAACAUGCACCACAUUUAGAAAAUAUAUAUGGUGAAAUAACUAUUGUACAAGGCGAUCAAGCAGGUCGUAUACCAAUAUGUGACAAAUGUACACGACCUGUAACAAGUCAAGAAGAAGCAUUUAAACAUGAGACACGUUAUUAUCAUCUUGAAUGUGCUCGUUGUAAUCGAUGUCGUAAGAAACUUUUUAAAAUACCAUGUAGAAAACUUGGUUCUGCAUUAGUUUGUCAUACAUGCUCAUAA